Messenger RNA from Phaeodactylum tricornutum CCAP 1055/1, 1538 nucleotides. RefSeq lists its product with no specific name. Gene Ontology annotation, cellular component: nucleus. The transcript has a single exon. The coding region runs from base 132 to 1538 and encodes 468 amino acids. The record is from RefSeq and is a predicted model, not a curated record. Gene Ontology annotation, biological process: mitotic recombination; double-strand break repair via single-strand annealing; double-strand break repair via homologous recombination. Lineage: Eukaryota; Bacillariophyta; Bacillariophyceae; Surirellales; Neidiaceae.
CGAUCGUUGUGACUGGUUGUUAGCUAGCUAGCUAACUAACUAUAAGUGGGAGACGCAGUCUGCGCGAGCGUGAGAAGUUUGACUUGUCAGAUUGGGGACCUGGUGAAGGAAGACCCAAUCGGUUCGUCGUCAUGAACCCGCCUGCCAAGGUCGACCCACGUGGACACGCAGACGGCAAUCCAAAUACUUCGGGUGACUCACAUUCGUCGCUACUGAACACCGUGAACAAGACCGCCUCCUCCAUGGACAUGGAUGCCACCAUGUCUGCUUUUUCCGCUACGGAAGCCUACGUCCAAUCAACCUAUCAACCCCCCGGAGCCGUUUACGACAACCGGAUGGUCAACAACAGUAGCAGCCCCCACCACAACAAUAAAACUCCCGCCACCGCUCCACGCCCCGUCGAUUAUGUACGAAAUCCCACGGAUCGCUCCGUGCUUAUGGAUCACCACGGACGUCCCAUUACGGUCGAUCGCUUGCUCGCCACCAAACCGUUACAGCGCGAACUCUCCACCCGACCCGGACCCGGCAAUCGCAAAAUGCUCUACCUCAGCGGAGAAGGCGUGACCCGCACCCUCAACGAUAUCUUCGGCUACGACGGAUGGAACCUAGACAUACGCAAGGUCACACAGGUGCAUCAGCACCAAGAUACCAAAACGACCCGCUGGAACGUGUCCUAUAUGGCGCACGUACGUAUUACACACUGCCGUUCCGGUACCUACAAGGAAGAUAUGGGCGCCGGUGACUCCACUGACAAGAAUGUACAAACCGCUAUCGCCCACGCCCUCAAAGCCAGUAUUACGGACGCUCUCAAACGAGCAGCCCGGCACUUUGGCGACAAGUUGGGCAAUUCACUCUACCAGGGAACCUUCACCAUACACAAGGCUCCAAAGACGCUGGCCGAUGCGUUGGAUCAGUACGAUACGGAACGAGCACACGCGAAAUUUGGAAUCGUUCCCCGGCCGACACUGCCAGUUCAGAAAGCGAGCGGAGGCGGUCGGGACCACCAAAGCGACAUGACUAAGGUGCACAAUAGUGACGCAGCCCAACCGUCAAUGUCAUUAGUCUCUACGGUCAACAGUGCACCUGAGGAUGCCGCUUCCGUUUUAAAAACACCAUUACACCCUUCCUUGCGUUCCGUCACUCCCGCUCCAAGCGGUCCUUGGGCACUGUCCGACCUGCAACAGCAGCAAGCUGAUGGUCUCGUUUUCGCAGCGGCAGCCACUCCCACUCUUUUUCCAAAAGAAGUAACACGCUCACACGGCUUGUUCACUUGCGAAACCUCCGUACCGGCAAUUCCACAUCACCCUACAAACGCCUCCACUUCUAGUACGGCUUCUUCUUGGAUGUCUCACGAAGCCCAUAGACCGGAAACUGCGACGGGUAGUCGGCAUGAUGGCGCCGGCGGCGGAAUCACGACCGCCCAGAUGACACGAAGUAUUGUGCCCUCGAACGCCACGCGUUUUUCGGAAUCGGCGCAGCUUCCUCAACAGCCACCGUGCAAAAAGGCAAAGGCCAACGUCAAUCCCUAUGGAAAAUAA